This is a messenger RNA of Microthlaspi erraticum, 555 nucleotides long. Lineage: Eukaryota; Viridiplantae; Streptophyta; Magnoliopsida; Brassicales; Brassicaceae. The record is from the annotation of a GenBank genome assembly.
AUGGAUGUACCAGAGGGGAAUGGAAACCCUUUGGGCAAUGGACUCGGUCGAGCUAGGCAAACUCGACCGAUUGGUCUAGGAGAUGCUCCAAACCGCCAUCAACAAAGACAAGGGAUUGUUCCACCACCAGUGCAGAACCACAACUUUGAGAUCAAGCUGGGAAUGAUCAACCUUGUGCAGAACAAGAUGUUCCAUGGAUUGCCAAGUGAAGACCCCAUUGACCACCUUGAUGAGUUUGAUAGGCUAUCUGACAAAGCUCACCAAUGGGAGAAGAGCUUGCCCCAUGGCACAAUCACCACUUGGGAUGAAUGCAAGAAGGCCUUUCUUGCUAAGUUUUUCUCCACCGGUCGCACAGCCAAGCUUAGAGGAGAGAUAUCCAGCUUCAUCCAGCGAACAAUGAGACAUUCGCAGAGGCUUGGGAGAGGUUCAAAGGCUACACAAGAUGUAGAUGAUGGCUGGCAACUUGUGGAGAACAUAGCAACUCCAAUGGAAGCUAUGGAGAAGAGUAUGAUCGCACCAACCGGAGCUCGACCCACCACUCGAUCGAGUCGAUGA